Linnemannia hyalina is the source of this 1083-nucleotide messenger RNA. NCBI's taxonomy places the organism in Eukaryota, Fungi, Mortierellomycota, Mortierellomycetes, Mortierellales, Mortierellaceae. The record is from the annotation of a GenBank genome assembly.
AUGCGCACCUCCGUUGCACUGCUCGCAAGGACAAGGCUCUCGGCUAUUGCUAUGGCCCGAUCUGCCCAGCCCGUCCGCAUGGCCCUCCAGAGCCAUAUCAACCAACGCAUCUCCUCCUGCCAGACAAACACUCCCUCCGAGUCUAGGAGGCACUAUAGCUCAAGACCCUCGGAUCAACCUAUUCACCACAUUCGUGCCAAGGUGACAUUGGCAACCUUACGCAAAUUGUACAAGCGAGGCGAGCCGAUCACAAUGUUGACCGCCCACGACUUCCCCACAGGAACACUCGUCGACAAGGCCGGUAUGGACAUGACCCUCGUCGGCGACUCCUUGGCCAUGGUCGCUCUUGGCUACCCCUCGACCUCCGAGAUCACUUUGGAUGAAAUGCUGCACCACUGCCGAGCCGUCGCCCGUGGAACUCGCUCGAGCUUCUUGGUCGCCGACAUGCCCUUUGGAACAUACGAGACCAGCCCAGAGCAGGCUAUCAACACUGCUGUCAGAAUGAUGAAGGAGGGCAAGGCCGAGGCUGUCAAGAUGGAGGGCGGCAAGGAAAUGGCACCCACCAUCGCUCGUCUCACCCAGGUCGGCAUCCCUGUUCUCGGACACAUUGGACUGACACCUCAGCGACAGGCCAGCUUGGGCGGAUUCAAGGUUCAGGGCAAGACCGCUGCCAAGGCCAGAGGAAUCAUUGAGGACGCAAAGGCUUUGCAGGAUGCUGGUUGUUUUGCCAUUGUUCUGGAGGCAGUUCCUGAGCCGGUGGCGACACAUGUCACCAAUAUUCUCAAUAUCCCCACCAUCGGAAUUGGCGCCGGUGUCGGAUGCUCUGGUCAAGUGUUGGUCCAACAGGAUAUGCUGGGUCUUUAUGGCCGUGUCCCCAAGUUCUGCAAGACCUAUCGUGGCUUGGCGGACGAGAUUGUGGGUGCUCUGAAAGAGUACAGCGCUGAUGUCAAGUCAGGAUCAUUCCCAGCAACAGAGCAUUGCUACCCUAUGCCCCAGGAGGAGCUGAACCGGUUUAUGCGGAUGAUUGGCCAGGAUGAACAAGAAGAGGAACCCGACAGCGACAAGCGUAAAGUAAGCGCUUAG